AACAACAGUCACGUCACGGGGACUCAAGACAGGAGAGUUUUGUUGGAAGUUAGAAAGUUUUGCAGCCUCCAGAGGGCUGUAGCAGCAGCAGCAGCAGCAAGCGAGCAAGCAGUAGCAACAGGCAGGAGGAGCAGCCAGCAAGUUAGCAAAGCAAAGCAAGCAAGCAUCCAAGGAAGGAGGAGGCAAGGAAGGAAGGAAAGGGGAAGGAGAAGAAGGAGAAAAGGCCAGAGAGAAGUGACUCUAAGCCUUGCUGCAAAAGAAUAAAUAAAGGAACCAGGGAAGCCGGAGAAGGAGAGGGCAAGGGGCGCUUGCAAGGAAGGCGCGGUGCAGGCAGCGCAGGGGAGCCAUGGAGCAUCAGCUGCUCUGCUGCGAAGUGGAGACCAUCCGGAGAGCCUACCAAGAUGCCAACCUCCUCAACGACCGGGUCUUGCAGACGAUGCUCAAGGCCGAGGAGACCUGCUCGCCCUCCGUCUCCUACUUCAAGUGCGUCCAGAAGGAGAUCUUACCAUAUAUGAGGAAAAUCGUGGCCACUUGGAUGCUGGAGGUUUGUGAGGAGCAGAAGUGCGAAGAGGAAGUUUUCCCCUUAGCUAUGAAUUAUUUGGACCGAUACCUUUCCUUUGAACCCCUUAAGAAAAGCCGCUUGCAACUGCUGGGAGCUACCUGCAUGUUCGUGGCCUCAAAAAUGAAGGAAACCAUUCCUCUAACUGCAGAAAAACUGUGUAUUUACACUGAUAACUCCAUUAGACCCAACGAAUUACUGCAAAUGGAGCUGCUUCUGGUGAAUAAGCUGAAAUGGAAUCUGGCUGCCAUGACCCCACAUGAUUUUAUUGAACAUUUUCUAAAUAAAAUGCCUGUGGCUGAGGACAGCAAGCAGAUCAUCCGUAAACACGCCCAGACUUUUGUGGCUCUAUGUGCUACAGAUGUUAAGUUUAUUUCGAAUCCACCUUCCAUGAUUGCAGCUGGUAGUGUGGUAGCAGCAGUGCAAGGUCUUCAUCUUGGGAACACUAACACAUUUCUCUCUUACCAAUGCCUCACACAUUUCCUAUCAAAAGUUAUCAAAUGUGACCCGGAUUGUUUACGAGCCUGCCAAGAACAGAUCGAAUCCCUCCUUGAAUCUAGUCUACGCCAAGCACAACAACACAACAUAUCUUCAGAAACAAAGACUGUUGAAGAUGAAGCUGAUCUUUCCUGCACACCCACUGAUGUUAGAGAUGUGAAUAUUUAAGGAGGACUUCAGAUUUGCUUGCCAGUACCAGCAAACAGUGAAAGGGCAUCUGAGAAGGAAUUGGAAUCAAGAUCUUCUCCCCCAAGAAACCUUUUCUCCAUGACUCUUUGUACCAGAAGGGAAAAUGUCAUUCAUUCUUUUCUUCGCUAUUCCUUCCUUCCCUUUGUGACUUUAACAAGGCAACCCACACCCCCUUCCCCCAACUGUCUUAAAAAAAGAAAAAAAAUAAUAUUUGCAUGAUUUCCAGGGGUUCGCACUACAAAAAUAGACUUUGUACAACAGUAAUCAACUAGAAUAUUUUUUUUUGGGGGGGGGGUUAUAUUAAAAGUGUUUUUGUCUGUAUGUUGUAAGAAUAGGCAUUAACACAGAUGAAUACAUACACACACACAUAAACACACAAUCUCUCCAGGGGAGUUAAUAGAUUUGAUUCUUGCAUUUUAAAAAAGCCAACCAUUUUUAAAGUAGAAGAGGGUUUUGUUUUUGUUUUGUUUUUUAGGUAGAUUAUAUGUGUUUUGGGUGUGUGUGCUUUUUUCCUUUUAAAAGUAUAGCUUUAAUGCAGUUCUAGGCUUUUCUGUAUCUUGCUUGCUUAUGCAUUUAGUCACUUUAUAAGUCAUCUGUAAAUGUUUAUUUUAUCCCCUUUAGGUUGUUAUCCUCUUCACCUUAUAAAUGGUCAAUGUAACCUUUACGUUAGUAUAUGUUAGUAUACAGCAUUAUUAUAUGUUAAUCUCCUGUGCCUGUGGAUUGCCUGUGCAUAAGGCUUCUAGGGUUCCACCAUAGUGUGGCAAAGAAAAGGUCCAACAUACAGUUCCAAUGGUAAAGAGAAAUUGCAAUAGUGACAUAAUAUAUUUGUGUAACCUUCCUAUUUUUCUAGUUACCUGUGUAUACAAAAACUGCUAGUUUUUACCCAAAAGAUACACCGCCUAAUUAUGUCCAGGUUGAAUCCACAGCUUAUCUUUUUUUAAAAAAAAUUGUUUUAAAACCAUUCCAUUUCAAAGCACUUUCAGUUCAUUAGGUAUAGGAAAUACUUCCUUUUUUUGUGUGUGGGAAUUUUUUUUCUUCAAAUGGAAUGGUUUGGAAAUCAUAUAUAUAUAUAAAUAUAUAAAUAUAUAUAUAAAGUGCUUGUGUGCAAACUUGGAAUUGCAAAGCAAGUGCAUUUAACUAUGGUGUUGAGGAAAGGCGUGUUUCGUUUUUUUCUGAAGGUUGUGUUCCAGUCAGAGAAAUUGCAUUCACAAAAUUGCCAGGAUAUCUUCCUAACCUUUUCAGUAGAAAAUAUAUUUAGAAAUCUUUUGGUGCCAAUUCAUAUUUUUAAAUAGAAAUUUAGGGGCCUGAAAGGUUUACCUAUAGGACACACAUUUUGAGAAUUGUCUCUAGAUGUUGUACAACUGAAGGCUUUUAAACACUAAAAUAUAUAAUUUAUAGUUAAGGCUAAAAAGAAUAUUUAUUGCAGAGGAUUUCAGAAGGCCAGUAUAAUUUGUAAAAUGACUCGCCCCCCUUGAUUCUGAGAAAACAAAAAAGAUCUUUCUGCCCUUGAUGUUGCAGUUUUAACUCCUCUUACUUACGAAGCAAGAACUUGUCAAAAUAGUACCACAUUUGGCCCAGAUACAUUUCCAGUAUAACAUUAAGAAAGCGCCAUAGUUAAAAGUGUAGAAUUGGUGUACUUGAAAAAAAGUUCUUAAUCCAGUAUAUUUCCCUCUUUUUGUUUAAUUUAGCUACAAAUAGAAAAUUUGCACAUCUUGGCUAUGUAUCUUUUUAUUAUUGUAGAAAGUAGCUGAAGGGACUUGGACAUAGCUGUUGAAGUUGAUGCUUGAGGAGAAUGUGAUGGCAAAAUGUAUGUGAGAAACUGCCGCUAAGGUGUUGAUUGUAAAAAAAAAACAAAAAAAGUUUUAAAAUGGAAAAAAAAGGAGCGGAGGCUCCCAUUUUUUUUUAUUGAGCUGCUAUGGAUAAAUUCCCAGCAUGAGUUGAAAAAAAUUAACAUUGCUUUUCUGUAUCUUUGUCAUUGUGUUUUGCUGCUAUUUUGUGGUCAUUUUUUUUUUUGUUUAUACAAUGUCAUAUACUGCCAUGUUAUAGGUUUUAAAUUUUCUCAUAGAAAAUUAUAUUAUUGACAUCUUUUUUUUGGGUAGAUUUUUUUUAUGUGAUCAAUUUUACUUAAUGUGAUUACUGCUCUAUUCCAAAAAGGUUCCUGUUCCACAAUACCUCAUACUUCAGUUAACCGUGUUUAGAUCAGGUUUUAAUGUUUGUUCACAAUGCCUCAUAGUUCUACUGCAAACUGAAAUGCAUUGGACGUUAUUCUGAAUGGGUCUCGCGAUUUGCAACUAGUUUGUGCUAAUUUUUUAAAAAACAGCAGACAUUUCAGAAGAUUGAGUAAUGUCAGGUUCUUUUGUUUUGUGUUUUUAUAAAGCAGAUACUUUUUCUGAUCUGGGGUUUAUUAUCAUAGUAGUUUUAAGCUGUGUUAUUAGCCACAUUUGAUAUAUGAAAGGUGCAUUAUAAUAUAACUCUUAUAUGCCCUUUGAUGUUUUCCAUCAACAGGGAAUCAUCAUGCGGUAUGAUAGGUUAUCUUCUGGAAUUUAAAUAUUUUGUGUGUUUAAUCUGUUAUGAUAUAUUAGGUUUUUUUUGUUGAUGUUAAUUAUAGCAUAAUGCUAAUUUAAAAAAGCAACAGCCUGUAAAUCUCAUAAGUAAGCCAGCUAACAGAGUUGUACGGUGAAGAAUAAUCUAGUUGCCUGUAUGCUGCUAAACCAAAACAGAAUUAGAACUUCAUUUUGAGGGCAAAUGCAGUUAAGAUCCUACCUAAAGCUUAUUCAAAUGGAAAAGACAACAGCCUUGUAAUACUACUAUAGCAGUCGCAGGACCCAGGAGGACUGAAUACAUUCUGUCCAAAUUUCAGGAACAUUUCUUACUGCUUACCUCAUAGACACUUCUGUUUGUGGCAUCUCUGUGUCUCUGAACCAAACAAGAUUGUUGAGUUAGUGGUUGUUGGUUAUAUUAGGUGUUUCACUGAGAAACAGCAGCGUGUACUGCAAAUUUUAAGUAUUGUACGUACGAAAAAAGGCCAAAUGCUGAUAAGCAGGUUCACGUGCCAACAGAGAUGCUUUAUUUGUCACAUUGUUAUAACGAUCUAUAGAAAGCAAAGCAAUUCAGAUUUGUACUUUUUUAUAUAUAUAUUGUACUUAUUGGCAUCACUGGUCUGAAAUGCACAUUGUCACGAACAGACCUGUAACAGAUAAGUUUCCAGCAAAAGAAAAAAAACUCCCCUAAAAGUCUAGAAAUAAAUUUGUAAAACCCAA
Molecule: messenger RNA, 4506 nt
Organism: Sceloporus undulatus (fence lizard)
Lineage: Eukaryota; Metazoa; Chordata; Lepidosauria; Squamata; Phrynosomatidae
Gene: CCND1
Product: cyclin D1
Exons: 5
Coding region: 347-1225 (292 amino acids)
Biological process (GO): regulation of cyclin-dependent protein serine/threonine kinase activity; positive regulation of G1/S transition of mitotic cell cycle; mitotic cell cycle phase transition
Cellular component (GO): cytoplasm; cyclin-dependent protein kinase holoenzyme complex; nucleus
Molecular function (GO): cyclin-dependent protein serine/threonine kinase regulator activity
Source: RefSeq, a predicted model, not a curated record